Gaeumannomyces tritici R3-111a-1 is the source of this 4293-nucleotide messenger RNA. RefSeq lists its product as hypothetical. The transcript has 2 exons. Gene Ontology annotation, cellular component: plasma membrane. Bases 1 to 3978 code for a protein of 1325 amino acids. Lineage: Eukaryota; Fungi; Ascomycota; Sordariomycetes; Magnaporthales; Magnaporthaceae. Gene Ontology annotation, biological process: positive regulation of GTPase activity; Ras protein signal transduction. Gene Ontology annotation, molecular function: guanyl-nucleotide exchange factor activity; protein binding. The record is from RefSeq and is a predicted model, not a curated record.
AUGGUAAUGCUCGACAGCCAUUCCAUGCGAGCCAGCCUACAGGUGGCUCCCCUUGCAAUACACAAGACGUCUCGCUCGGCCGCCGCCCAGGACGAUGGCGUCGCUUCUCCUUCAACCCGCAACAACCACAGAAACGCUGCCGCCGCUGCCCUCGAGUCCAGGGCAACAACAGAAUCCUCCACGAACGCGCGAACGACCACGACAGCAGACGCCCACGACUCGAGAUCCGCGAAAUCACACAUGACUCCGCCCGCGACGCCCAAUGCCUCGCAAGAAGAUCUGCUGGCGGCCGUCAGCCCGCCGCCGCCGGUAUUCCACAACUUCUUGCGAGCCUUUUUCCAGUUCCAGCCAACCUGCACCAUGUCCGACUCGACGGUGACGCUGCCGCUGAGCGAGGGGGACGUGGUGUUGGUGCACUCGAUCCACACCAACGGCUGGGCCGACGGCACGCUGCUGGUGUCGGGCGCCCGCGGCUGGCUGCCCACCAACUAUUGCGAGGCCUACGACCCGGAUGAGAUGCGCAACCUGCUCAAGGCCCUGCUUAACUUUUGGGACCUGCUGAGAAGCACCGCCGUCAACGAUAGGGAGAUAUUCGGAAACCAGGAAUUCAUGAAGGGCAUCAUUGCCGGCGUGCGGUACCUCUUGGAGAGGACAAACUGCCUGACAAGGGAGGCGGCCCUCAUCCAACGUCAUGAGGGCCUGCGCCGCAGCCGCAAAUCACUAUUGUCUGAGCUUUCCUCACUAGUCAAGACGGCCAAGAGGUUACAGGAGCACCAAAGACGACCAGACCCGAACGAGGAUGUCAACGACAUCGUCGACGAGAUGAUCCUGAAGGCCUUCAAGAUUGUUACAAAGGGCACCCGUUUCCUCGAUAUUCUAGAAGACGACCGGAGGUCACGGGCCCCCGCCGUUACCGUUAUGGCGACCGUUCUGGAGGAGUCGAGUGUGCCACCAACGCCACCAGCCGACUCUGGGUCGUUUGGGUCCCAACAGGGCCUGGCGCGCCAGGCUAGCGAUGCAGCCUUCCGCUCACAUGACCGCGAGGAGACCAGGAACAUACUGGAGGGGCGCACCAGCGAUAGCGUGGAGCAAACGGGCGUCGUGCCAAGCGCCGUUGACGGGCAGCAAACAGCGCCGUUGCCAGCAAACGCAAACAACAACAGCAACAACACCAGGCGGCAGUCGCUUGUCCUGUCGCCCACGUCGGGUACAAAUCCCCGCCGGCUGUCUCAGAACAAUGCCGCACUAGCGAACCGACUGUCGUCUACGAUAUCGCACCGUGUCUCGCUCGCCGGCCCGUCCCCGCUCUCGAGGCCACAGAAUCUCGUCUCACAGCGAUUGAGCGACGGCCAUGACACCUUCCUGUCCUACCUCGGCUCCUUCAUUGGACGACUCCAUCUACAGUCGCAGUCUCGCCCCCACCUGGCCCUCGCCAUCAAGCAGUCGGCCACAUCUGGUGGCGAGCUGCUGGUCGUCAUCGACAUUGUGUGCGCCCACAAUCAUCCGAGUCUGGACCUGCUCGUGGAUCGCCGCGCAGCCAUGUACGACCGCCUGCGAGACCUCGUGCUCACCGCGCGCGACGUUCUGACUGCCCACGGCCCCGACGACGAGGACAUCAUGGUCCCCCACGACAACAGCCGUCUGCUGUAUACCGCCACUGACUGCGUCCGCGCCACGGGCGAGUGUGUGGCCAAGACCAAGUGGCUGAUCGAGCGCAUCGGCGACUUUGAGUUCGAGUUCGACGCGGGCGCCACGGGCCUGGACAUGGACUUGACUUUCCUGGACAUCGCCGCCGCCGACGACAGCGAUCGCAGGCCAUCGACUGCCAUACCCCUCAACUCAUCGAGGUCGAGCUUCGCCGAAUCCCAGGUUUCCGAGGAGGCCUCGCUGCGCGCCCUUCCUGUUGCCACAACACCCACGCCGACUGUGCGCCCUACCCACCCGGCCAUCGACAAGCCGUUGCCCGAAGUGCCUCAGCUCAGCCCUCCCGAGGACGAGGGCGACAACGACGAGGAGGAGGCCCAGCCACAGCUCCCACCUCAGCCCUCACCGCCGGCAUCAAGGCCGAUAUCCAUCUUCGACGAUGCCGCGUCAAGCAUAGCAUCCUCGGUGGCAUCGCUCAGGCCUGUUCUGCCGCCGCUGCCCAGGCUGUCCACAUCGUUGCUCACCCAAGACGAGUACAGCCCAUCGGAGCACUCGGCUGGCCACGACAGCGAGUACCACUCAUCCUUCCGAUCCGAAAGCAUUGCAACUGCGUCGAGCUCUGCCACAGGCAGCACCUAUCUCAGCCGGGACUCGGAGUCCAGCCUCGUGUCUCAAACAUCGACUCGCGCUACCACACCCGACCUUGCGAGCAGGCCGUCCUUUUCGGAUCUCAGCAACGCUGGGACCGGCGCUGAAGAGGUGGAGGACGUCGAGUCCAAGUUGCUGGAGAAGACGUUUGCCCACGAGCUGAUGUUCAACAAGGAAGGCCAGGUGACGGGCGGCUCGCUCUCUGCGCUUGUCGAACGCCUAACCACGCACGAGUCCACACCCGACGCCAUGUUCGUCUCGACCUUCUACCUCACCUUUAGGCUCUUCUGCACACCCAUGGAGCUCGCCGAGAGCCUCGUCGAUCGGUUCGACUAUGUGGCCGAGUCCCCGCAUAUGGCCAUUCCGGUCCGCAUGCGCGUGUACAACGCCUUCAAGGGCUGGCUGGAGUCGUACUGGCGCCACGAGACGGACCAGGAGGCGCUGACCAUCAUCGAGCCGUUUGCCAACUUCAAGCUUAGCGCCGUGCUACCCACGGCCGCCGCUAACCUGGUGAGGCUAACCCAGCGGGCCGCGUCGGAUGAUGUCCUCGUCCCUCGCCAGGCGUCUUCGAUGGGCAAGACCAACACGGCCAAUGCCGGAUACAUACCCGUCGACACUCCCCUGCCGUCCUCAAUUAUCACCAAGAGCCAGGCCCAUGCGCUGGCAAACUGGAAGGCCGGCGGUAGCUGCCCUACCAUCCUCGACUUCGACCCUCAAGAGUUUGCGCGCCAGCUCACCAUCAAGCAGAUGGUCCACUUUUGCUCCAUGAUGCCAGAGGAGCUGCUCGGCUCGCAGUGGAUGAAGAACGGCGGCAUCGGUGCCCCCAACGUCAAGGCCAUGUCGGGCCUGUCGACAGACCUCUCCAACCUGGUGGCCGACACCAUCCUCCACUACAAUGAGGUCAAGAAGCGCGCGACUGUUAUCAAGCAGUGGAUCAAGAUCGCCCACCAGUGCCUCGAGCUCAACAACUACGAUGCCCUGAUGGCCAUCAUCUGCAGUCUGAACAGCUCCACCAUCACGCGCCUGCGGAGGACGUGGGAGUUUGUGUCGGCCCGCCGGCGCGAGCUGCUCAAGCAGAUGCAGGCCGUCGUCGAGCCGUCGCAGAACAACAAGGUGCUGCGCGGUCGCCUCCACGACCAUGUGCCUCCCUGCCUGCCCUUCCUGGGCAUGUUCCUCACUGACCUCACCUUUGUCGACAUUGGCAACCCGUCGACCAAGCAGCUGGCGGGCUCGGACGGCAGCGAGGGCGGCAGCGGCCUGACCGUGGUAAACUUCGACAAGCACACGCGCACGGCCAAGAUUAUUGGCGAGCUGCAGCGGUUCCAGAUCCCCUACCGGCUCGCCGAGGUGCCCGACAUGCAGGACUGGCUGCAAGCGCAGGUGGUGCGCGUCCGCGAGCUCGAGGUGCCCGGCAGCAACGUCCAGGUGUCGUACUACCGCAAGAGCCUGCUCCUCGAACCGCGGGAGAACACGCAGCCGGCGUCGCGCACACCCUCGGCCUCGCUCUCGGCCGGUGGAUCUAGCGCUGGGAGCGUCCUCGGCAAUGGUCUGCUCUCGGUCGUCACUGCCGGUGGCGUCGCGUCGACGUCGGCGGUCCAGACGCCGACGGCCAAGGACACGCCAACCAGGACCGACUACUUUGGCUGGAUGCGCGGCGCCUCCAGCAGCAACACGGCGGUUGCCUAAGUCAGCACGAACCGAGCCCGACAGACACAAAACUUGCCAUAUACGCUACCACAUUUUCGCCCUUUGCACGCUCUUGACGCGACCUCGCCCCGAACUAACCAAACAUCAUCACUACCACGGCCUCCCAUAUCUUUUAUUUACGUGUUGAUCGAUUGAUACCCAUUUUUCUGUUGGCUGUUACACCCUCUUUCUUCUCCGUCGGGAGCAGGUCUUGAGCCUGCUGCUUAUUCUUAAUCGGGACUACCAUUGGGCAUAAUCUCCUCGCCGACCCGACAGCACGUCGUCGGUCGCUUGCGUCUCGCAUAUUGGGUUACU